AUAAAUGUUAGGGGCUCAAUGAACAAUCUGAAACUUCAUGAAGGGGUCAAUGAGCUGAAGCAUGUGGGGACCCCAUUCUGAAUUCACAAAUCCAUGUAAGAGCUACAGUCUCCCUCAUUAUUCUCCUCAUGAGAAAGCAUCAUUGGCAAAACAUCGUUAAUCCUCAGUUUCAGUCUUCCUUUGAACUGCAGGCUCCUAUAAAACAAGCAGCUGUGUGGGGUAUGUGGAAUCUUUGGAAGUUAUAAAAAUCAUUCUUUCACAAAUCAGAGCUUAACCAACAUCUCAGCAAUGGGUUCUUAGUGCAGUGGGCUAUAGGCCAUCUCUUCCAUGGCCUGGAUUAGGAUCAUUUUAGUGAUUCUUAUCAACUGCAAUACAUGGUUUGGGCUGAGGGAAAAUUUCAGAUAAAGCAUUAAAUAAUGUUUUUGGUGGUGGUUGAAGCUUUUCCAGCUGGUUGUGGUCCUUUGCCAGGAUUGUCAAUAACUGUUUCUUUGAUUUGUAAGCUCAUGGCUUGUGUCAUUAGUAAUGGUACUGAGCCACCUUGUGUCCUUUUGGCCUCUUCCAUGUGUCUUCGGUUUCUCCACCAUCAGAGCCUUUUCCAGUGAUUUGUUCCUUCACGUGUCCAAAAUAUCUAAACUGUAGUUUCAUUGUUAGUGCUUCCAAUGACCAGUCUGUUUCACUUCAUCCAGUUUUCAGUUAUUUGUUCUUCUUGUAGACCAAGGCCUUCUCUGCAGUUUUCUCCAGCAUCUGAAGAAAACUUCUGAGAAUGCCCUGAUCGGCAAGAAGGCUUCAAUUUUGCUUCAUUCAGCCGUUCUGAUGGUCCAGAUUUCACAAUCCUUGGUUACAACAGGGAAAACCACGGCCUUGACUUUAACAACCUCUGUCAUUAGUAUGAUGUCUUUACUCUUUAAUAUUUUGUCUAGAUCUGUCAUAGUUUUUCCUCCAAGCAGCAGACAUCUCUUUAUUGUAUGGCUGCAAUCACUAUCCUUGUGAACAUUUGUUAUUACUUGAACUCCAUUCCUAGUUGUUUCUGGUUAAGCUAUGUAUUUAUUUUUUUAAAGUCUAUCCCCCUGUACCCAAAAUAGCUUUCCUAUAUCAAACUCCUCGUUGGUACUUAAAACCAAGUAUUAUAAUGUAUAAUACAGUACUUGUUUUUUAAAAUAUGAAUUGUCUAGAUCAGUUGGUUUUUCUUGCUCUCUGUGAUUAUAAGCUCAGAAAAGCAGAAAGUUUCCAAAUGGGCAAAUAUUUUAGAGGACCGUUGCACUUGACCAUGACUACUUGUACUCUUUCCAGCCAAUGUCAUGGGUUAAAAUUAGAAUCUGGCUGCUGUGAUAUUUUGCUCUGUCAUAAUUGGCACGAAGGGUUUAAAUGGCUUAAGCAAAACAAUCAAGAUUCAUGACAGAUCUCUCACUGCACAGAAACCUCUGGGCCAUGGAAAAUCAUCUGUGGCUUCAAAUGUUUCUCCUGGAUGUCAAUUAAAAAUCCAGAAAUUGAAGGCAUUUUUCAAUCUAACGUGGGUUUCCUGUUUUGCUCAUGACAUUCCUGAAUACUGUGCCGAAAAAUGAAAGUAGCUGCUGAGUUUGAAUGCAGAAGAGCUAUGACUGAAACAACUGUUUCUGUUGGCUCAUUUAUGGCUAUUAAAGCCCUGUGGGAAGUCAGAAUCCAGAAAAUCACUGAACAGCUUCGGAAGGAAAAAGAGUUCAGUCAGAAGGCUGCAGGGAGACUGACAAUUGUUUGGGAAGAGAGGGCCAGUUUGGCCAAGCUGAAAGGCAAAGUAAUCACCGAAGAUGGAAGGGCUAUUUUAAGGAUUGAAGAGGAGGAAUGGAAGACUCUACCUUCUUGCUUACUGAAACUGAAUUACCUGCAGGAAUGGCAGCUUCACAGAACUAAUUUGAUCAAAAUCCCUCACUACAUCGGUCGCUUUCAAAAUCUCAUUGUCCUAGAUCUAUCUCGAAAUUCCAUUGCAGAGAUUCCUAGGGAGAUUGGUCAAUUGUCAAAUCUUCAGGAGCUGAAUCUCAGUUACAAUAAAAUUAAAUCGGUUCCUAAAGAACUAGGCAACUGUGUUGGCUUAGAAAGAUUGGAGCUUGCAGUAAAUAGAGACAUCUGUGACCUUCCCUAUCAGCUGAGCAACCUGAAGAAACUUUCUCACCUAGAUCUGAGCAUGAACCAGUUCACUACCUUCCCACCAGUCAUCCUAGACAUGCCAAACUUGGAGUGGCUAGACAUGGCAAGCAACAGGCUGAAAGAAAUUCCUACCAAUCUUGACAAAGCACAAAACUUACAUACUUUGUGGCUCCAAAGGAAUGAAAUAACAUAUUUGCCUGAAUCCAUUUGUAAUCUUAAAAAUAUGAGCACCCUUGUUCUCACCAACAAUAAACUGCAAGAUAUUCCUGCUUGCCUGAAGGACAUGCUAAACUUAAGAUUUGUCAACUUCAGAGAUAACCCACUGAAGCUGCAAGUGACACUUCCUCCUUGCGAGAAUGCCGAAGAGGAAGAGGAGCAGGAACUCUAUGGAAUUCAGUUCAUGCAUUUAUAUAUUCAGGAGUCACUCAACAGUGAAGAAAAUAUGGAAAGUGAUAUUCCAGGUGCUGCUGCUGCCACUGACUGAAAGACAAAAAUAACACCAAGCUAAUAUGGUUACUAUUACACUUUUUU
Messenger RNA from Python bivittatus (Burmese python), 2652 nucleotides. RefSeq names its product leucine rich repeat containing 39 (gene LRRC39). Lineage: Eukaryota; Metazoa; Chordata; Lepidosauria; Squamata; Pythonidae. The record is from RefSeq and is a predicted model, not a curated record. Gene Ontology annotation, cellular component: cytoplasm. Gene Ontology annotation, molecular function: protein binding.